Protopolystoma xenopodis is the source of this 240-nucleotide messenger RNA. Lineage: Eukaryota; Metazoa; Platyhelminthes; Monogenea; Polystomatidea; Polystomatidae. The record is from the annotation of a GenBank genome assembly.
AUGAACCGGGCCUUUCAGCGCAUUAAAGAGGAACGGCAGCAAAACGAUGCCGCCGUUAGUGCUGAGUCCGCUAACUCAGCUGGAGAGGAGUCAGGUGCAGGAAAGACAGCCUCAGACGACUAUUACCACGGGCUCAGCGUUACUGUUCGUUAUAACCAGGCCCGUCUCCAUGAGGCCAUGUCAAGGCCUGAUCUAGCUGAAGAAAUGUAUAAGGCUAUUUUGUCGGAACACCCAUGCUAC